CUUGCCAACCUUGAAAUAUUCCUUACAGGUAAUAAUAAUAAACAACAUGGCUAACCUAGAAAACAACUGUACUGACCUGGUGCGAAAAUGUGAUUUUGAAGCACAAAAUUUUAAGUAUGCUAAAGUAGAAGGAAGUGUAGGUUCCAGACUUGAGAAGGAGAGAAAUAAGGUGGCUGAUAGAGAAGAUUCAGGCAGCAACCGGAAUUGAAUUGAAAGUAGUAAAAAUACUCAAGGAAGUUAUGCGGUAGCUAAAACAACUACAGCUCAUUCAAAUUGUGAUUUGGAGAAAAAUAAAAGAGUCAAGGGGAAUAUCUCAACUAAGAAUCGGCAUCAAUCAUUGAGACCAAGUUUCCCACUUGAUAAGGAGACUUUUAACGUAAUUUUCCCUGCCAAAAAUGGCAAAAUUUGCAAAAAUCCCGACACAAGUCGUUACAAGGACAAAUCUUCUUUGAAACGGGACCUAUGGGAAGACACCAACUGAGAGGCUACUAGCAGGGAUCUCAGUCAUGGGAAUAGCUCUAAGAAAACACUCAGAAAGUUUUCCAAUUUUCACAAGAAUCUCAAAAGAACUACAUCUAGAGAGAAGAGAGACACCAUCAGAGGCCAACUGGUUGAGUUCGGUGUCAGGAAAAGAGACCCAGAAAAAGAUAGGUUUAAGCGUAAAACUUCUGCUAAAGCAAGCACUCAAGAUAGUGAUAAGGCAGUAAAGAGAUAUCACUCCCAAGCAUCUAAUACAAAGAAUGAGACAGAUUUGAAGACAAAGAAUGAGUAUUAUCUGAUGGCACGUCCUCCCUCUAUCAGCACUAAAAUCCCUUCCAAAUUUGAGGAUGCAUAUUCUAUAUUUAGCAACAAUCUGCUAAAUUUUGAAAAUAGGAUUAGAGGUAGCACGAGUGGUGAGAAACAUAAAUACAAGAGAUCAGCGAGGAAAUUACUCCUAGAGUCUAUUAAUGGAGAACCCAAUACAAAUAACAGCAUGCAUAGCCAUUCUAAGAUCAAGAAAUUACCCCAAGUGUUUGCUGCUGGAACUCCAGUUAAAAGGAAAAUGUUUGGCCCUUCCAAAAAUAUUCAAGCCUAUAAGGAAAAGUCUUCUUUCCCUCAUAAUUUCUCUGUGGAUAAGACACAGGAGUACAACCUGCCUUCAUUGAAUAACUUGAGGGAGGAUCCUGAUAAAAGUUCAAAAGCUGGGAACUGAAAAAUGGGUAAAAAUAUCCCAAGGUCUUUGUCCCAGCCAAGGUACAACCUAGUCGCCAAUGCUAGGUCGACUGAGGAAGGGCUUACACAUGCAUUUAAUGGACACAUUAAAAGACUUGAGAGCUCGAUUAGCACAAAUUUGAAGAAGUCAGCUCAAGAAAGACAACACAAUCUCUCAAAUCACAACAUCAGCGAGGUCGGAGCACUCUCGAAUAGGUUCGAAUCAGGUGUAAAUUUGAGAAAGCAUAGAGGAAGGAUUUACAAAAAGGCCCAUAAUCUGUCAUGCUCAAGUAACUAUAAAGAACCAAAUAUGGUGCUGAGAGAGUUUGGCAUCGGACAAAACCUCGUUGGAGAUUUAAAGCACUGCGUGAAAGCUAAGAUAUCCAAAACUCCUGCUAAUUUCGCCAACACGAUGGCAACGGAGGCUGAAGACAACUUUAGCACGAGGUAUAAAAGCACUCAAUUGAGGUAUAAUUCUGAGAAAUCAGAUGACAUUCAUCAGAAAAGUGUUAUACUCUGUAAUCGGCAAAACUGUUUGUCUCAGGAGAGUGGUGCUUUAGUACACAAGAAGAGCAACAAUACCAAUCUUGAUAUGGACAAGAAUAAAUAUUUUAAGAGCAGGUAUACAAGUCAACCCAAGAUCACUACUCCAAGUCUCAGCCAAGGUAGCAAAAAUAAAGAAUUUACGAUAAAAUUCAAGAAUCCUCUUAAAAAGCAAACAAAUAAUAUCACAGCUCUGAAUGUCAAAAAUGGGGAGCCAUUAUUUAAGGAGCCAUCUAAGCUCAAACUAGUAUCUAAACUUGACCUGAAACGGGAGAAAACUCUGCAUGAAGCUUUGCCUUUGGACAACACACACACUCAUAGCCCUCAGAAGAAUUUUGGGCUACGUAUGAACACUGAAAUGAAGCUGACCAAUCGAGCUAAGAGAUUGGACGAUUUAUUGAAAACCCAGAGGUCUUCCAAGAAGACCACUGGGUUCAUCAGAAAACUUCAAUCGCUACAAACCACUGCUAAGAGACAGAAAGGGGCGACCUCGAGCAAUGUUAAGAAGACUGGAGAAGCCAGGAACACCUCUAAAAUGUAUAAUAUGGCAUACCCUGAAGAUCUUGGAGAACUUAAAAGCAAUGCCUCUACCAAGAAACCUUACCAAUUUUCCCAACAUUUGGACAACUCUGGGCGUGAGUGCAGCCUAAAAGAGGUAAAGCAGUCGUUCGAGGAAGUAUUCUGCUCUAAAGUUAUUCGUGAUGAUAGCUCAGAUGAAUGUAACAAAGCAGACGAUAAGAUCACCGAAGAGAAUGAAAGUAGUUUUAGCAACUAUCAGUAUGAGUCCUGGUUCGAAAAUCUUCCUGAGAUGGAAAUUGACAGCGAAGAUGAACAAGAACCUCCAAUGAAAGCUAAUACAAGUUUGAGGAAAGAAAUGAACGACACAAUGAAAGGCUUCCUUCCAAAAUCUAAAACUCAGAAAAAGAAGAAGGAUAAGUUUAGAGAUACUGCUAUUUUCGGUGAUAUUCCUCAGAAUAUUUGUUCAGACUCAGACUGUGAAAUUCCAGAAUCCUCUACAAUAUCAAACAAUCUACAAGGAUCUAUCGAUCUUGUAAGGCUACGGUCACAAUUGAGUCUGGCUCCUAUCAUAACCGGUGAAGAGUUGAAAUUAGUCCCGAAACUAGAUGAUGGUGAUCACUGACUCCAAAGUCUAAAGCCCUGAGUCUACCAGAUGAAGUACAAGCCAGGCUGGGUAGAGCCCUCCUUGGAGAUAUUCAAGUUCUAGUCUGGCUCCAUUUUAGUAUAAUUUAGGUGUCAAUAGCUGC
Messenger RNA from Moneuplotes crassus, 2999 nucleotides. NCBI's taxonomy places the organism in Eukaryota, Ciliophora, Spirotrichea, Euplotida, Euplotidae. The record is from the annotation of a GenBank genome assembly.